GCAGUGUCGCGUUGGCGCGCAGUCAUGGCGGUGCCGAACGGGGCCGGGGCCGCGGCCGGGACGGGCCCGGGGUCGGGGCUGGGGGUCCCGGCGGGGACCGGGGGCGGCCUGAGAGCCGCGGCCGGGCUCUACGAGCAGCUCAAAGGCGAGUGGGGCCGAAAAAGCCCCAACCUGGCCAAGUGCGGGGAGGCCCUGGGCAGGCUGAAGGUCGCGCUGCUGGACCUGAAUUUCCUCCCGACCUCCGGCUCCUCCAUGACCAAGCAGCAGCUGAUCCUGGCCCGGGAUAUCCUGGAGAUUGGAGCCCAGUGGAGCAUCCUGAGGAAGGACAUCCCAUCCUUCGAGCGUUACAUGGCCCAACUCAAAUGUUAUUAUUUCGACUACAAGGAGGAGCUGCCGGAGUCGGCGUCGCGGCAUCAGCUGCUGGGGCUGAACCUGCUGUUCCUGCUGUCCCAGAACCGCGUGGCCGAGUUCCACACGGAGCUGGAGCGGCUCCCGGCGCCGGAUAUCCAGGGAAACCUCUUCAUCCGGCACCCCGUGUCCCUGGAGCAGUACCUGAUGGAGGGCAGCUACAACAAAGUUUUCCUGGCCAAGGGAAACAUCCCAGCAGAGAGCUACACCUUCUUCAUCGACAUCCUGCUGGACACCAUCAGGGAUGAGAUCGCCGGCUGCAUCGAGGCCGCCUACGAGCGGAUCCUGUUCCCCGAGGCCGCGCGGAUCCUCUUCUUCAGCUCCCCCCGCAAAAUGACCGACUACGCCAAGAAGCGGGGCUGGGUGCUGGGCCCCUCCAAUUAUUACAGUUUUGGGGGGCGGCAGCAGAAGACCGAGGACCCCCCGAUCCCCUCCACGGAAUUGGCCACGCAGGUGAUCGAGUACGCCCGGCAGCUGGAGAUGAUCGUCUGAGGGCCCAGGAGCACAAAAUUCCCUUUAUUUCCUCCCAAUUCCCCUUUUUCCGCCUUUUUUCCGCCUCUUUUUUUGGGGGUUUUUUUUUGGGGGGGUUUUAUUUUGGUUUUGUUUUUGGAGGGGGUUGAACUGCUCGAAGAUGAUUUUUCCCCCCCCUGCCCCCCCAACAUUGAGACCCCCAAAAUCCCCCCCCAAACCCCAAUUAAUUUUCCUUAUUUCUCUUAUUUUAUUGAGUUUUUGGGGGCGUUUCAAGGGCUUUGAAGUAUUCCUUUGAGAGCAGUUAUGUAUUUAAAUGUGGUUUUUUUGGGGGGGUCUUGAUACACGAGGGUCUCUCUGAAACCCUCGGGACCCCCAAAAUCCCCAUUUAUUCCCAUUUUCGUUGCAUUUUUGGGGGGAGUCUUGAUGUGGGGACCCCAAAACCCUCUCAGAUCCCCCCAGACUCCCAAAUCCCCCAUUUAACUCACAUUUUCCCGCAGUUUUGGGAGGUUUAACAGUUUCAAAGGUUCUUUUUGGUGUGUGGGGAUUUAGAGACCCCCCCCCCCCUCGCACCGACUUUUUGGGCAGAAUCGGGGCGGGGGGCUGAGCCCCCUCCCCAUAAAAAUGGACCCCAAAAUAUUUCAAUAAAGUGCUGGAGCCGGA
Poecile atricapillus (Black-capped chickadee) is the source of this 1539-nucleotide messenger RNA. It is a transcript of the gene PSMD8, whose product is annotated as proteasome 26S subunit, non-ATPase 8. Bases 25 to 900 code for a protein of 291 amino acids. NCBI's taxonomy places the organism in Eukaryota, Metazoa, Chordata, Aves, Passeriformes, Paridae. Gene Ontology annotation, biological process: proteasome-mediated ubiquitin-dependent protein catabolic process. The record is from RefSeq and is a predicted model, not a curated record. The transcript is spliced from 7 exons. Gene Ontology annotation, cellular component: cytosol; proteasome regulatory particle, lid subcomplex; proteasome regulatory particle.